Molecule: messenger RNA, 1488 nt
Organism: Fusarium pseudograminearum CS3096
Lineage: Eukaryota; Fungi; Ascomycota; Sordariomycetes; Hypocreales; Nectriaceae
Exons: 2
Coding region: 1-1488 (495 amino acids)
Molecular function (GO): heme binding; metal ion binding
Source: RefSeq, a predicted model, not a curated record
AUGGCUGCUGCAAACACCCUCUUCCCCUAUCUUCGCAAAGACCCUUCUCAGCUCCCAGAGGGCGAAGACCCUUUCACCAUCACCACCCGUACAGGAUACCUACCUUUUUCUCUUCCUCUCGCCAAGCUCCCAUCCCAAUUCGACCCCGUGUCGGAUCUUCUCAAUGAUAUUCCCAUCCAGAAAUUGGACGGUACACCAGGUCUGCUAGCCACCUUUGAGCUAGGUCCUCUCAUCGACAAUGGCGGUCUUCCUGAUUUGACCUCCGAGAUUGAUAACCUCGUUGUUCCUGGUACUGAUAAGAAGGAUAUGGCUGCCAUUACUGCUGCGUUCCGCGAUUAUAGCUUCAUCGCUUCUUCGUAUCUGCUUGAGCCGUGCUGGGAGCAUUACAGCAAGAGUGAUGAUGGUGGAUACGGUCUUGGAAGACAGACCCUUCCCAAGUGUAUCGCUGGACCUCUUGUCAAGUGUGCAGAGAUCCUCGAUAUUCCCGCCUUCAUGUCCUACGCUGCCUCAUACGCACUAUACAACUACUGGCUCGUUCACCCCGAGCAAGGCCACGACGACUACGACAACAUCCGACUAGUCCGCGCCUUCGAAAAGGGUCUCGACGCAAAGUCUUCAGAAGCCGGUUUUAUUCUCACCCACAUCCACAUGGUCGCCCAAACAGGUGGUUUGAUCGAAGGAGCCGUCGAUCUCCUCACAGCAGCUGAAAAGACCGACAGCGCUACCAAGAUCGCCGAAGCAAAGGCUAGCUUGGAGCUUAUCCUCAACGCGAUGCAAAUCAUCGAGACCAACAUGGAGGGUAUGUGGAGCCAAUCCCUCCCCAAGGAUUACAUGACCUACCGAACCUUUAUCUACGGCAUCACCAAGCAAUCCAUGUUCCCCGAUGGUGUAGUGUAUGAAGGACAAUAUGGCGACAAGCCUCAAUUCUUCAGAGGUGAAUCAGGAGCCAACGAUGCCAUCAUUCCUCUUCUGGACCACAUCUGCGAAGUCCCCAUGCCCAAGAACCCGUUGACGGACAUUCUCGUCGAGUUUAGAGAAUACCGACCCAAGCCUCAUCGCGCAUUCCUCAAGUAUGUUCGGGAAACAGCUGUUGAAGUUGGUGUACGAGACUUCCUUACAAAGUCUGGCGAUCUCGGUCUUGCAGUGUUGUAUCUUCGUCUUUUGGAUCACAUUCGCAGUUUCAGAUGGCGACACUGGAUGUUUACCCGAGAGUACAUCAUCAAGCACACUCUUCAUCCCACAGCUACAGGAGGAAGCCCCAUCAUCACAUGGCUACCCAACCAGCUGGGUGCGGUGAUGGAUCUGAUGGAAGAGGUUGCCAAGGGAUCUGGUCUUUGGGCAGUUUUGGAGGAGGGGGUGUGGAAUGGUGGUGGCUCUUUGACCCAGGAGGACUUUAUCCUGGUCAAGAAGAUUAUGGAUAAUGUUGUUACCAAGAAGGCUCAGCUGACCAAGGAGGUGAACAAAUAUUGUCAAGAUCGGGGUGUUUAG